Messenger RNA from Penicillium oxalicum, 1995 nucleotides. RefSeq lists its product as uncharacterized. The transcript is spliced from 2 exons. Gene Ontology annotation, cellular component: site of double-strand break. The record is from RefSeq and is a predicted model, not a curated record. Lineage: Eukaryota; Fungi; Ascomycota; Eurotiomycetes; Eurotiales; Aspergillaceae. The coding region runs from base 1 to 1995 and encodes 664 amino acids.
AUGGCGCAGGUACGCCCUUCGGUUCCGGGGCGCAGCUCCUCCAGCGGCGCGUUUGAAAGCAAGCUCAGCCAACAACUAUCACAAUCCCAAAUUCAAGCCGACCCUUUCUCGUCGCAACGAGAAUAUAUGCCACACUCACCCAAGUCACGAUCACUUUCUGAUGCCUCACGGCCUACAACCAUGGCGCAGCCCUCGUCGGGGGACCUAAGUCGACCCCCCAGCAAGGACGACAGCGCCAUCCCGUCCAUACCAGCAACGCCGAGCAGAUCGACGACGCUGCACCAUCCGAACCUCUCACUGAAUCUGAACUCCAAAGUCGCCCUAUCUCCAUCCAUCACCAAUCGUGCGCCCCUCUCCCCCAAACUCGACUCCACUCAAAUCGCCUAUGGAUCGCCUGGCUCAGUCCUGCCACGACGCUCUCGCGGUCUUGAUUUCUCUCGCGCUUGCACCAAUCUACAUCAUUCGACACUCGCAGAAUCCUCGCCCGACUCCUCACCAACCGUUGGAGGGCGAGGUAUGAUGAUUCCACAGCGGCGUAGCUCCCCAGGUCUCACCUCCGGCCCGCCAUUUUCGACUUCUGGACCCGCAGACCGCACGGCGAUCUCCAGUUCAGUCUCGAGUGUGAACAUGAUGGAGUCUGAUACCAGUAGUAGCGAAGAUGAUGAUGACGCCAUGAUGGGUGACCGCGAUGAUGUGAUUCUCAGCACGCCACAGGCAGCGAGGAUGGGGAGUGCGUCCAGCCUCUUUGCGAGUGGUCCCGUUCAAAGCCCCGGCAACGAGUGGAUGGGCGGUUACUCUCAAGCUGCGGCCAGCUUGAUGAGCUUCCAGCGCGCUCGAAUUCGCAAGGGGCGGAGCCGGCACAGCUCAAGCAGCGCCAGUGGGAAUAGCUCCAAGCCGAGCCCAGGUCCCCAUUCUCCCCCCGUGAUGAAGAGCGUUGAAAAUCCAGGAGCUGGUUAUUUUGCGCCUCGGCAUUCCAUUCAUUCCCGCCGUGAGUCCCUCAGUUUGGGCACUCGAGAUCUGCGGCUGUCUGAUCUUAGCGACGAUGGCGAGAGCCGUGGCGCUCGUGGAGGGAGUCCCUCUGGAGUAUCGCAUCCUGAAAGUGGCCCGCUGGGCGUGAUUCGAAGAGCCGUGACUCGUCGUGGAAGUCUCUUGCCUAAAACAAAGACCUUUGCCCGGAUCCGGGCUGCGCUGAUGGAAGAAGGUGCGCCUGUCGAUAGCGACAUGAAACGUGAAGCGGAAGUCGUCCGGCAGGUCCGUGAUACGGAGCCCGAGACAUCCCCCCCUUUACAUGCGGUUCCCUCGCUUCGGCCGUCGCAGCCGGGGCCAGAUACGCUCGACAUGGACCCCACGGAUACCGCGCCGAAGCCUGAAAUGUCGAUGGCUUCAGCCAACAGUUUCAGUAAGCAUGCGAGCCAGAACUCUGGUGGGGUUGAAUUCUGGAACGCCAUGGACGGACGAUAUCGCACUCCCCCUCCGACUCGGCAAGGGGGGUCGGUGUUCCCUACGGACGAGGACAUCUCAAUGGACUUGACUCCCUCCACCACCUUGGGGUCUGCGACCGAAUCAAAGCAGCGGUCUCGAUCUUCCACCCCGCAUGCCCCGGGCAUGUCCGCGAUUGGAGAAAUCUGUCGCAAGCGUCGCCGAGACGACGAUCUCGACCCAAACCUUUUCAAACGACGGGCCGUCUCGCCCAGCGUGAGUACGCAAGGAAGUCCCGUCUUGGCCCAUUCGUCAACGAUUGACACUAGUGGACCUAACAUAUGGGGUCCGCCGUCUAAGCUUGGACCUCCGUUCUCGGAGCGCCCAGUCGUGGAGCCUGGUAAUGGCUUCAGCCCGAGCGAGGGCAUGAGCAAAACCGGCAAUGGUGGCAGUCCUGGUACUGGGAACACGCCCGGUGGCCACCGGACCAGCCUCCAUGCAGGGACGACGAAGCGGGUCGGUCUGCAGGGCAUGACCGAAGCUAGUGACGGAUUUAUGAAUAUGAGCAUUGAGUGA